Molecule: messenger RNA, 1245 nt
Organism: Drosophila serrata
Lineage: Eukaryota; Metazoa; Arthropoda; Insecta; Diptera; Drosophilidae
Cellular component (GO): cytosol
Molecular function (GO): L-galactose dehydrogenase activity
Source: RefSeq, a predicted model, not a curated record
CACCUCGUACACUAAACGGAUCAAGAUGUCGGGAUCUCUGCCAGCCACCUUUGUCAAGGGCUUCCACGAUGAGGAGCAAGUGCGUCGCAUGGAGUACCGGGAUCUGGGCAAGACGGGCCUGCGAGUCUCCACACUAGCACUCGGUGGCGCCACUCUGAGCAAUCUCUUUUUCGACGACUUUGAUCGUGAGGAGGGCAUCCGCACGGUGCACGAGGCCAUCAAGUCUGGGAUCAAUUACAUAGACACCGCUCCCUUCUAUGGCAAGUCGGAAGAGCUCCUUGGGCAGGCACUGAAGGAUGUGCCCCGGGAGGCGUAUUACAUUGCCACUAAGGUGGCGCGUUAUGAAAUGGAUCCGAAGAAGAUGUUCAAUUACACAGCCGAAAAGGCGAGGGAGAGCGUGAAGCGGAGCCUUAAGCUACUCGGCCUGGACAGAGUAGAUGUCCUGCAGGUCCACGAUGUGGAUGCCGCACCCAGUUUGGACAUGGUGUUGAACGAAACCAUUCCCGUUCUGGAGGAGUACGUGAAGGCGGGCAAGGCCCGUUUUAUUGGUAUAACCGCCUAUGAUGUGGACAUUCUAAAGGAGUGCGCCGAGCGAGCCAAGGGUCGCGUCCAUGUGGUGCUCAACUAUGCCCGCUACACUUUGCUGGACAACACACUUCUGCGUUACAUGAAGGACUUUGAGGAGCUGGGCGUGGGCAUCAUCUGUGCCGCCGCCCAUUCGCUGGGUCUGCUGAGCAAUGGUGGACCUAAGGCCUGGCAUCCGGGCAGUAAGGAACUCCAGGAUGUGGGUAAACGCGGUGCCCAGUUCUGCCGGGAGAACGGCGUGGAGCUCGGCAAGCUGGCCAUGUAUUAUACAAUGCAGCUGGAAGGAGCGGCCACCUUCCUCAUCGGCAUUCCCAACCGGGAGCUGUUGCGGAUCAAUCUGGCUGCAGUCCGCGAUGGCCUUACCCCCAAAGAGCAGGAAGUGCUAAAGUAUCUGCUCGAAAACGUUUUCACCAAAUCCUACAGCUGGGGCUCCACUCUUUCCACGGUUAAUAUGUUCAACUAAGUGGUGAUCGGAACUGGCAUCCCAUACUCAAACAUGGUUGAAUUUUGAAACGCAAUCGGAAGAAGCAGGAAGAUCGGAUUUAGUCAAGCUUGCUUGAUAAUCUUAUAAAUUAAUCUUAUAAAAUAAUGGAUUAAAUAACAUUAUUAAUACCAAUCAACUGUCUUUUCUAACAUUAAAUGUCAUUGAAGUGAAGCUAA